Molecule: messenger RNA, 1918 nt
Organism: Toxotes jaculatrix (banded archerfish)
Lineage: Eukaryota; Metazoa; Chordata; Actinopteri; Toxotidae
Product: asialoglycoprotein receptor 1-like
Exons: 7
Coding region: 230-1345 (371 amino acids)
Source: RefSeq, a predicted model, not a curated record
CUGACCAACCCCCAGUUUCUGUUCCACAGGCUGCAAAUGUCAGGAAACCCUAAAAGGAUUUAUACUGAGUGUGGUAUUACAUGAAACUAUGUGAUGCUUUUGCAGGGUGAUGUUAGGUCUGAAUUUUUCUCUCUGAGACUGCAAAAUACAUAAUUUCUUCACUUUUCCAAUUCUUUGACUGUUAUCAUCUCUACAAGCACAGACUCCAGCUCAGGAAGUGGAUGCAAAGAUGACGGCAAAGUACAGUUCCCCUAUGGUGUCCAACAUGGACAUGGAAGACGGCAAAAUCAGCUAUAACCAGCUUUUAGUGGACGAGGACAAGCUCCACUCUUCAGUUCGUGCGUUGAGAAACAGCCCUUACAGGAUUGCUACAGUUUGCCUCGCACUCCUGUGUGUUCUCCUAUUGGCUGUUGCCAUAGGUCAGAGUGUCCACUACCACAAAGUACAGCAAGACCAUAACAACAACCUAACAGCCAUAACAGCCAAAGACUUGUUACAACAGCAAUUAGAUUCAGUGGUCAAACACAAAAAUGAGUUACAGGCCAAUUAUAACUCAGUGAUCAAUGAGAGAAACAAUUUACAGAACAAACUCAAUAAUGUAACCAGAUCAAAAGAGAAGCUGCAGAUGAGUUACAAUGACUUGAUUAAGGAUGUGGAACAUUUACAGGACAGAUACAACUUUUCUAACAGUGAAAAAGACAAGCUAGAAAGCCGUCACCAAAACCUGACGAUAGAAAAAGACACCAUACAGGCCAUGCUCAACACACUUAGAAAGGCAACAGAUGAGUUGCGGGCUAGUCACGCGUCCUUGGAUCAGGAAAAAAAAGAGCUUGAAAUCAGUUGCAGAAAUGUGACUGCGGAGAGAGACCUGCUGAAGGUGAAAACUGACACCCUGACUGCUGAGAGAGAUAACCUACAGGAGGAAGUUGAGAAACUGAAUGCAACAAUUCAAGGUAAGACGUGUCCCACUGGCUGGCAGAAGUUUCAGUGCAGCUGCUAUUUCACUUCUGUUGCCACGAAAACCUGGUUGAAGAGCGGAGAAGACUGUCAAAGCAGAGGAGCAGACCUGGCAAUCAUAACAAGCCAAGAUGAAAUGAGCUUCAUCAACGGCUUGUAUGGGAGUGACAAAGAAGUCUGGAUUGGAUUGACCGACGAAGGAGUAGAAGGACACUGGAAAUGGGUAGACGGGACACCACUGACCACAGCGUUCUGGAGUAAAGGCCAGCCCAACAGCUAUGACGGGAGGAACCAGGACUGUGUGGAGUUCUGGCACCGUGCGACAGGAAGAGGUGACUGGAAUGAUGAGAACUGUAAUGUAGAACAAAACUGGAUCUGUGAGAAAUAGUUUUCCUGUACAGGGAGGGCCAGAGCCAGCUGGUGCUGGAUCAGAUACAGAAAGAUGUAGAUUUUUGCUCCAGCUUUGGUUAAAGGAGGGACUGAUUUCCAUAGAUUUCCAUAGAUAUCUUUAUGUACUGUAAAAACAGCUCUGUGUAAUAGCAAUGCAGUGUAAUAAGUAAUUUGUGCCUCUGAUGAUAAAACAUCCACUAACUGAUUUUUCUAAAGAACGGAAAGACGGCUGAUGUAUAAUUCACUGUGUAAGGACACUUUCAGAUUGUGUAAAGCUUAUUUACUGCUGUGAUUAGUUGAGACAAUGAUUAGUUAAUACAUUUACUAAGAGCUGUACUCACUGUGUGAUCAGGAGGGCACUAACACACACAGUGUAAGUGGUUCACAGUGAAUCAGGGGAAAUGGUCUCAGCAAUACACAUACUAUAUUACUACUGUAUUAUUAAUAUCCAUUGAAUUGAAGCUUUUACUACUGAAAUCAACAUGUGAUAAAACAAUGUAUUUUAUUGUGCUUACAAUUCAAGUAAUUUAAUAAACUCAUUUUAUGUCCAAAAUAAACUGAACUAAAUAAU